Molecule: messenger RNA, 5628 nt
Organism: Alternaria alternata
Lineage: Eukaryota; Fungi; Ascomycota; Dothideomycetes; Pleosporales; Pleosporaceae
Product: clathrin heavy chain
Exons: 11
Coding region: 330-5387 (1685 amino acids)
Biological process (GO): Golgi to endosome transport; intracellular protein transport; receptor-mediated endocytosis
Cellular component (GO): clathrin coat of coated pit; clathrin complex; clathrin coat of trans-Golgi network vesicle
Molecular function (GO): structural molecule activity; clathrin light chain binding
Source: RefSeq, a predicted model, not a curated record
ACCUGCUAUUGUACAGAUGUGCAGGCUACCAAACUAAACACUUAACUUGAGGCCCUGGUAGUAAAGCCAUCUUGAUCUCUGUUUCAACGCGAUGGACCUUGUACAGAGUCGGUGUAGAAGGGCGAUCCAGCGUAUGUGGAAACAACACGAGCUCCUUUCUUGAACAGCAUCACCUCCACGACCCCGACCCCGCCUUAUACGACCGUCUCUCAUUUCCUAUCACGCGCUUCUGGAGUUGUGCACCUGGGUCUACUUCUUCCUUUUCUUCCGAUACCCGAUUCUUGCGCGCUUUCUCACCCCGGUGAGCUUGGAACUGGACUGUCGCAAACAUGGCUCAGCGACAGGUGCCAUUGCACGUCACGCAGCCGACGCUGCUCACGAACCUCAACAUUCUCCCAGCAUCGAUAUCAUGGCAGAACUGCACACUCGAGUCCGACAAGUACGUUUGCGUGCGACAGGUCAACACCGAAGCCAACGCGCCCGCCGAGACCGUCAUCAUCGACCUCAAGAACACCAACAAUGUCAUCCGGAGACCAAUUCGCGCCGACAGCGCUAUUAUGCACUUGACUGAGCCUAUCAUUGCUCUCAAGGCGCAAGGCCGGACAUUGCAGCUAUUCAACCUUGAGACCAAGGAACGCCUGCAGACCUACAGCCAUCAGGAGGACAUUCAGUUCUGGAGGUGGAUCAGCCAGACUACCCUUGCGCUCGUCAGCACAAAGGCUGUAUAUCACUGGGAUGUACUGGACUCGAAGAACGCUGUUGCGCCGCGCAAGAUCUUUGAUCGCCAAGAACAACUCGAGAACAAUCAGAUCAUCAACUACGUUACCAACGAUGACGAGAGCUGGUCCUGCUUGGUUGGUAUCACAUCGAACCCCGCUGGUGGCAUUCGUGGAAACAUGCAGCUCUUCUCCAAGGCGAGGAACGUCAGCCAGCCCCUCGAGGGUCAUGCUGCUACCUUCGGUACCCUCCGACUUGACGGUGCAUCUACCGAUACAAAGAUCUUCGCCUUCGCUGUGAAGUCGUCGACUGGCGAAGCCAAGAUCAACAUCGUUGAAGUCGACCACAACGCCGCAAACCCAGCCUUCCCGAAGCGUCUCAUUCCAAUCCACUGGCCCGCCGAGGGAACUGGUGACUUCCCGCUCGGCAUCCACAUUGCGCAAAAGUACGGCAUUCUAAUCGUAAUUACCAAGUUCGGUUUCAUCCACCUCCACGACCUCGAGACAGGUACCGCACUGUUCCUGAACCGGAUAUCUGAAGAAACAGUCUUCACAACGGCGCGUGACGAUGAAGGCACUGGUGUCGUUGUCAUCAACAAGCGAGGACAAGUUCUGCAUACAACUAUCCGGGAGGACAGCCUGAUUCCAUACAUUAUGGAGAACCCAGCGUGUGCUGAGAUUGCUUACAAGCUUGCUUCAAAGGGCGGACUUCCAGGCGCAGACCAGCUCUACUCGCAACGGUUCGAGACGCUCAUGUCCCAGGGCAACUUUGCCGAAGCAGCAAAGGUCGCCGCGAACUCGCCCCGGGGCUUCCUCCGCACAAUGAACACAAUCAACAGGCUGCGCCAGGUUCCUAGCCAGCCUGGCCAGAUCACUACUCUACUACAGUACUUCGGACAACUACUGGAUAAGGGCGGACUGAACAGAGAAGAAACUCUGGAGCUAGCUCGUCCUGUUUUCGCUCAGGGCCGUAAGCACCUCAUUGAGAAGUGGCAGAAGGAAGGCAAGCUCCACUGCUCAGAGGAGCUCGGUGAUCUUGCGAAGCCCCACGAUCUGAACCUUGCGCUGGCCAUUUACAAGGAAGCGAACGUAUCUCAAAAGGUCGUUGCAGCACUCGCUGAGCUUGGUCACUACGAUCUGAUCUUGCAAUACUGCAACGGCGCCGGCUACACGCCUGAUUACAACGUCUUGCUUCAGCAUGUGGUCCGCAUAUCCCCAGAAAAGGGCGCCGAGUUUGCUUCCCAGCUAGCGAAGAACGAAGGCGGCCCACUGAUCAGCAUCGACCGCGUUGUCGACAUCUUCCAGUCCCAGGGCAUGAUCCAACAGGCGACCGCCUUCCUUCUGGACGUUCUCUCCAACGAUCUACCAGAAGAGGGCCAUAUGCAAACCAAGCUGCUCGAGAUGAACUUGCUCAAUGCUCCCCAGGUUGCAGACGCUAUUCUCGGCAAUGAGAUGUUCCACCAUUACGAUAAGGCGCGCAUUGCCCAGCUCUGCGAGAACGCUGGCUUGCUCACUCGCGCUUUGGAACACAACGAUGACCCGGCUGCCAUUAGGCGUAUCAUUGUUCAAACCGAUAAGCUUCCAGAGGAAUGGCUGAUCAACUACUUUGGUCAACUCACAGUAGAGCUCUCGCUUGAGUGCUUGGAUGCUAUGCUGACCACGAACAUUCGACAAAACUUGCAGGCCGUCAUUCGUAUUGCCCAGAAGUACUCAGACCUGCUCGGCGCUACCAAGAUCAUUGAUCUCCUUGAGAAGCAUCGCACCGCAGAGGGUCUGUACUUCUUCCUAGGCUCCAUUGUCAACGUCAGCGAAGACCCUGACGUUCACUUUAAGUACGUCGAGGCGGCGACGACCAUGGGCCAACUUAAUGAAGUCGAGCGUAUCUGCCGAGAGAGUCCUGUUAUUCCUGCCGAGAAGACCAAGAACUUUUUGAAGGAAGCCAACCUCACGGAACAACUGCCACUCAUCAUCAUUUGCGAUCGUUUCAACUUUGUACACGACCUGGUGCUCUACCUCUACAAGAAGCAGCAAUUCAAGUCUAUCGAAGUGUACGUCCAGAGAGUCAACCCUGCUAGGACACCUGCCGUCAUCGGCGGUCUUCUUGAUGUGGAUUGCGACGAAAGCAUCAUCAAGGGUCUUCUAGCUUCAGUGACACCAUCUUCGAUUCCAAUCGACGAGUUGGUUGCCGAGGUAGAAUCGCGAAACCGAUUGAAGCUUCUUCUGCCAUUCUUGGAGCAGACAUUGGCGAGUGGCAACCAGCAACAAGCUGUCUACAACGCCUUGGCUAAGAUCUACAUCGACUCCAACAACAACCCAGAGAAGUUCUUGAAGGAGAACGACCAAUACGAUACCCUCACUGUUGGAAAGUACUGCGAGAAGCGUGAUCCUAACUUGGCGUUCAUUGCCUACAGCAAGGGACAGAAUGAUCUCGAGCUCAUCAACAUCACCAACGAGAACGCCAUGUUCAAGGCCCAAGCACGUUACCUCUUGGAGCGCGCCGAUUCUGAGGUCUGGGACUACGUUCUGAGCCCGAACAACUUGCACCGCCGAUCGCUCGUUGACCAAGUCACUUCGUAUGCUGUUCCUUCGUCCACCGACCCAGACAAGGUCUCCGUCGCUGUCAAGGCCUUCAUCACUGGUGACAUGCCUGCUGAGCUCAUCGACUUGCUCGAGAAGAUUAUAUUGGAGCCUUCUACUUUCAGCGAUAACCCGUCCCUCCAGAACUUGCUUAUGCUCACCGCCUGCAAGUCUGAUCGUGGCAGAGUCAUGAACUACAUCCAACAGCUCGACCAAUAUACCCCUGAGGAUAUUGCUCAACAGUGUAUUGAGGUUGGCAUGUAUGACGAGGCCUUUGAAAUCUUCAAGAAGCAAGAAAACCACGUUGAGGCUGCUAAUGUCCUCAUUGAACACAUUGUCUCAAUCGAUCGGGCAUAUGAGUAUGCCGAUAGGGUUGACACGCCAGAAGUGUGGAGCAGAGUUGCCAAGGCACAGUUGGAUGGCCUUCGUGUUACAGACUCGAUUGAGUCUUACAUCCGCGCCGGAGACGCAUCCAACUACUUGGAGGUCAUUGAGAUUGCUACACAUGCUGGUAAAGACGAGGACUUGAUCAAGUUCUUGAGGAUGGCUCGCAAGACCCUUCGUGAGGUACCCAUUGAUACCGCCUUGGCUUUCUGCUUCGCUCGUACCAACCAACUAGCCGAGCUCGAGGACUUCCUCCGUGCAACCAACGUUGCCGAUGUCGAAGCCUCAGGUGACAAGGCUUAUGAAGAGGGCUACCAUGAGGCAGCAAAGAUUUUCUUCACCAGCAUCUCCAACUGGGCUAAGCUUGCAACCACCCUCGUACAUCUGGAAGACUACCAAGCUGCCGUUGAAUGUGCUAGGAAGGCAAACUCCAUCAAAGUCUGGAAGCAGGUUAACGAGGCUUGCGUUGCAAAGAAGGAGUUCCGUCUUGCCCAGAUCUGUGGUCUCAACCUGAUCGUCCACGCCGAAGAGCUCACCGAUCUUGUCAAGCAGUACGAGCGUAACGGUUACUUCGAUGAAUUGAUUAGCUUGCUUGAAGCUGGCCUCGGUCUGGAGCGCGCGCAUAUGGGAAUGUUCACUUCUCUAGGCGAGGCUCUUGCCAAAUACCACCCCGAGCGUGUCAUGGAACAUCUCCGUCUCUUCUGGAGCCGAAUUAAUAUUCCAAAGCUCAUCCGUGCGACUGAGGAGGCUCACUUGUGGCCAGAGCUGAUCUUUUUGUAUGUCCACUACGAUGAGUGGGACAACGCUGCUCUUGCCAUGAUGGAGCGUGCCGCAGAUGCCUGGGAGCACCAAGCAUUCAAGGACACCAUCACCAAGGCUACCAACGUCGAGAUCUACUACCGGGCUCUGGGCUUCUACCUUGAAGAGCAACCGACUCUUUUGACCGAUCUCCUUCAGGCACUGACUCCCCGAAUCGAUGUCAACCGUGUUGUCCGCAUGUUCGUCAAGUCUGACAAUAUUCCUUUGAUCAAGCCUUUCCUUCUCAACGUCCAGUCGCAGAACAAGCGUGAGGUCAACAAUGCCCUUAACGAUCUUCUGAUCGAAGAAGAGGACUACAAGACACUCCGAGACUCGGUCAACAACUACGACAACUACGAUCCUGUCGAUCUUGCCCAGCGCCUGGAGAAGCAUGACCUGGUCUUCUUCCGUCAAAUCGCUGCCGACAUCUACCGCAAGAACAAGCGAUGGGAGAAGUCCAUCACUCUUUCCAAGCAAGACAAGCUUUUCAAGGACGCUAUCGAGACCUCAGCUAUGUCUGGCAAGUCGGACGUUGUUGAGGAUCUGCUCCGCUACUUCGUCGACAUUGGCAGCCGCGAGUGCUAUGUUGGUAUGCUAUACGCUUGCUACGACCUUCUUCGCCCUGACAUCAUCCUCGAGAUGUCAUGGCGUAACGGUCUCCACGACUUCACUAUGCCAUACAUGAUCAACCUCAUUUCUCAACAGACGGCCGCCAUUGAGAUGCUCAAGAAGGACAAUGAGGAGCGCAAGACCCGCGAAGUCUCGCAACAGAAGAAGGAGGAAGACACUCCGAUCUUGGGCUCGCGUCUCAUGCUUACCCAGGGUCCGAUGACGUCGGCUCCUUCACCAGGUCCAUACGGACAGGCUAACGGCAUCGCCCCGCAGCCAACUGGAAGCUUUCGCGCCUUCUAGACGCUGUCCGACUUGAAGAUGAGAUACCUGUUCUGCAAAUAAGGGUAGUUAGGAUACCUCUUCACAUUAUAUAUUGAUGAUUGGUGGGACAUGCAAAAGCGAGCGGAGGGUUCAUACAUUUUUGGCUGUGUGUGACGAUGUACUCUACAGGCGUUCAAGGUAGCCUCUCAGUUUGGAUGCUUCAAACAUGGAACAUCUUCAGACUUCUGUACUCUAGUUAAUCACUUUGUUUGUGCUGAGA